GAGGUCAUUUUCUCUGUGGCUGCUUCUAGCUAGCCUUACAAGCUCACUCCUAAGUCCUAAAUCAGUUCAGCCCGCUACCAACCACCAGCACCAUGGCGACAGCGGCGAGAGUGAUUGCCGUCGGGAGCAGCACGACGACCGCGUCAUGUUUCCUCCGCAAAGCGCCUUUGGUUCUAAAGCAGAGACCUUUAAGCUCUUCUGGCGGCAGGAGGCUGACAAAGAGGUUGUUUUUCACCUGUAAUGCCAUUCAUAAGCCUCAGGUUCAGAUCAAGGAGGAAGGCCAGCCCGAAACCCUCGAUUACAGAGUCUUCUUCCUUGACGAUUCCAGCAAAAAGAUCUCUCCUUGGCAUGAUAUACCAUUACACCUAGGGGAUGGUGUUUUCAACUUUGUUGUUGAGAUACCCAAAGAAUCAAGUGCAAAGAUGGAGGUUGCUACUGAUGAACCAUACACUCCCAUCAAGCAGGAUACAAAAAAGGGAAAACUUCGAUAUUAUCCCUAUAAUAUAAAUUGGAACUAUGGAUUGCUUCCGCAAACAUGGGAAGACCCAUCUUUUGCUAACUCUGAAGUUGAAGGGGCACUUGGAGAUAACGACCCAGUUGAUGUUGUUGAGAUUGGUGAAAAAAGGAGAAAGAUUGGUGAAGUUUUAAAGGUUAAGCCCUUGGCUGCUUUAGCCAUGAUUGAUGAAGGCGAACUUGACUGGAAAGUAGUUGCAAUUUCAUUGGAUGAUCCAAAAGCUUCUCUUGUGAACGAUGUUGAUGAUGUUGAGAAGCAUUUCCCGGGGACUCUCACUUCAAUCAGGGACUGGUUUAGAGACUACAAGAUCCCUGAUGGAAAACCAGCUAACAAGUUUGGUCUUGGCAACAAGGCAGCAAACAAGGAUUAUGCUCUCAAAGUUAUCACUGAAACUAACGAGUCUUGGGCUAAACUUGUCAAGAGAACAAUUCCUGCUGGGGAGCUUUCACUUCUAUAAACGCAACUGGUAGGGUUGGAGCAGCUGCAGGGUGUGUGGCAUUGCCGUUGCCAUUUUUUGUUACCAAAGCACGUGCAAGGAUUUCGGCCAAAAAAAAAUAAGCACAUGCAAGGAGAUUCUGAUAAUCAUAUGUGCUGAUACUGUUGCGUUCCUUCUCCUUAUUGAUUCAUAUAAUCCAUUGAACUAGUUUGUUUGUCCCUUGUUUUCUGUUUUCUGAGGAAAUUUAAGUACUGUAUGGAUUCUGACUGCAAAUACAAAAUAAACUACUAUUUGUUUU
Rubroshorea leprosula is the source of this 1248-nucleotide messenger RNA. Lineage: Eukaryota; Viridiplantae; Streptophyta; Magnoliopsida; Malvales; Dipterocarpaceae. The record is from the annotation of a GenBank genome assembly.